AUGGGCUUCCUGGCCAAGGUUGCGGAACAAGCCGAACGAUAUGAUGAGAUGGCAAGACACUUGAAAGAAAUUACCAAACUCAAAUCUCCACUUUCGUUAGAAGAGCGCAACUUACUUUCUGUAGCGUACAAGAACAUAAUUGGAGCCCAUCGUUCAUCUCACAGACUGAUCACAUCAAUAUCAGAAAAGCAACAACAAGUUGGAAAUGAAGACUAUGUACAGGCACUCGAGGAUUACAAAGCUAAAGUUGAACAGGAUAUCAUGACAACUUGUAAAGAGGUCUUUAGGACCCUAGAUGAGGAUAUCAUUCCAUUUGUGGAAGAGAAGGAUAAGGACGAGAAUCUUGUGUUUUAUUACAAAAUGAAGGCAGAUUACUACCGAUACCUUGCCGAAAUCAAUAAUGCAAAUGCAGCAGAGGAUGCAAAGACAUGGUACAACAAGGGAACGGAGGUGGCUCAGAAUCUUGUACCAGGCAACCCGAUUCGUCUGGGAUUGGCCUUGAAUGUUUCUGUCUUUUACUUUGAGAUCGUCAAGGAUCCCAAGGAGGCCUGCGAUAUCGCCAAGAAAGCCUUUGAUGACGCAAUCGAAGAACAAGACACCAUUUCCGGGGACUCGACCAUGAUCAUGCAGCUCUUGCGUGACAACCUUCAACUUUGGUCAGAGUCCGAAGCGGACGCGUAA
This is a messenger RNA of Lobosporangium transversale, 681 nucleotides long. Its product is annotated as 14-3-3 domain-containing protein. NCBI's taxonomy places the organism in Eukaryota, Fungi, Mortierellomycota, Mortierellomycetes, Mortierellales, Mortierellaceae. The coding region runs from base 1 to 681 and encodes 226 amino acids. Gene Ontology annotation, biological process: signal transduction. The record is from RefSeq and is a predicted model, not a curated record. Gene Ontology annotation, cellular component: cytoplasm. The transcript has 5 exons.